AUGGCACCAGCAAAGGACAUAUCUAACGACAAGCCCCAUACGUACCGGGAAGAGACCCCAGGUGCGGGUUACUCUGGGCGUUUGAAGGAAUUCCUAGAGGCACAAAUGCAGGAAGCAUAUGGAUUGGUUAAAACAUCAGAAGCAGAGACAACUUUCCGCCCGCGCACAUACAGUAACAAGUCAAAUAGUAGCGCUGGCUCGCUUCGUAGGCAAAACGCGUUUCGCCGCUCGUCUCGACCGUCCUCACCGUCCUUCAGCAACAUGUCCUCAGAUGCCGGGUCGCCAGAAGCAGAGUCUACGUCAUCUCCAUUCGCUACGACAGAGCCUUGGAACGCUAUUUGGGAAAGAUUUUGCAAGUUGAUCGACAGUCAACGGCGCUUGGAAGUUGUUUUGCGAUCACUCCGUCACUUGCAGGUUGCGUCUUCCACCAGCGAGCCCUUGAUUGAGGCAGACAUGAUGCAGGCUUAUCAGAGGCUUCGAGUCAUGUUGGCGGGUAUCUCUAUGAACAAUGCAGAACAUGAGGAGGUACUCACCCAGGUUCGAGAUGCUGUUUGUCCCGAAAUACGUGCAAUUCUGCUUGAUACAAACCAAGCGCCAGGCACUGAUCAACGAUGA
Molecule: messenger RNA, 615 nt
Organism: Truncatella angustata
Lineage: Eukaryota; Fungi; Ascomycota; Sordariomycetes; Amphisphaeriales; Sporocadaceae
Exons: 1
Coding region: 1-615 (204 amino acids)
Source: RefSeq, a predicted model, not a curated record